Messenger RNA from Zonotrichia leucophrys gambelii, 1038 nucleotides. RefSeq names its product methyltransferase like 26 (gene METTL26). The coding region runs from base 37 to 657 and encodes 206 amino acids. The record is from RefSeq and is a predicted model, not a curated record. Lineage: Eukaryota; Metazoa; Chordata; Aves; Passeriformes; Passerellidae. The transcript has 6 exons.
GCGGUGCCGCGGCCGCGCUUCCCUCCCGGCCCGGCCAUGCAGGUCCCGGCGGCGGCGGAGCGGAACAAGGGCCCGAUCCUGGCGGUGCUGCGGGAGUGCGCGGGGCCGGGCGCGGCGCCGGGCGCGCUGCGGGCGCUGGAGGUGGGCGCGGGCUCGGGGCUCCACGCCGCGCACUUCGCGCGGGCGCUGCCGCAGAUGCGCUGGCAGCCCUCGGACAUCGACCCGCGGGCGCUGCGCAGCAUCGCUGCCUACGUGGAGGCCACGGGGCUGCCCAACCUGCUGCCCCCCAUCCUGCUGGACGUGUCCCAGGGCUGGGAGACCUGGGGGGGCACCCAGCCCGCCAGCCUGGACCUGCUGGUCAGCAUCAACAUGAUGCACAUCUCAGAGCUGCGCUGCACCGAGGGCCUGUUCAGGGGUGCCGGGGUGCUGCUGAAGCCCGGAGGUGUGCUCUUCACGUAUGGGCCCUACGCCGUGGACGGCCACAUCAGCCCCCAGAGCAACGUGGACUUUGACCGCAGCCUGAGGCAGAGCAAUCCCGCCUGGGGGCUGCGGGACACGGCAAUGCUGCGGGAGCUGGCCCAGGCCAACGGGCUGAGCCUGGAGAGGAUGGUGGACAUGCCGGCCAACAACAAGAGCCUGAUCUUCCGCAAGCUGUAACCCGCCCUGCCGGCACUGCUGUCCCCACUGCUGCCUCCUGCAGGGUGUCACUGUCCCGCCGUGGCUGCCACUGCGGCUGGGGACAGCAGUGAUGGGACAGAGCCCCGCUCACCCAGCUGGGGCUGGCUUGGCUGGGCAGGGUCCAUCUGCCCUGGUGCCUUUGGGGCUCCCUUCGCAGUGGGAUGCCCCAGCCUGGGCCACAGGACCCAGCACAGCUGCCGCGGGGGGGCACAGGUGUGGAGGGGAUAACACCCCUGGGCAUGGGGGAGACUCCUUGCUCCAUUUUCUUGGAGGAUGCUGUGCCAAUGGUGUCUCCCUUCCCCCUUUCCUCAGGAUUGUGCUGUUGUCCCCCCAAUAAACUCUGUGGCUUUGCCCCCCAUA